AACGCAAGGAAUUCCAGAAGUCGUAUAAAUAAAGCCUGCUAUCUUUUCGGUGAUAAAACAACUGCGUUAGUCCAUUGCAACAUCUGUCAAGACAUAAUUAUGUCAGACGGAAGCUUGGGAGGAUUUGCAACGCUGGAGGAACUGCUAGAGGAGUACGUUCCAGCGGAUAAGCUUAAGCACGCUCGUCGUGUGUUGUAUGGACUCAAUGUCGGCGAGCCUGUGGCAGGGCUGCCGCUUGACGAGACGGUGCAAGAGCGAGCAAAGCACAUGGACUUUGACUUACGAGGCGCAAGCUUUCGUGCUGCUCCUGAGCAGCUCAGGCAGCCGCGAGUAGUACGUAUUGGGCUGAUCCAGAACAAGAUUGUCUUGCCGACAGACGCUCCCUUUGCAGAGCAAGCAAAGGCCAUCCGCGAGCGCGUGGGGCAAAUGCUCGAUACCGCUGGCCAAGCUGGAGUGAAAAUCGUCUGCCUUCAGGAGGCGUGGCAUAUGCCCUUCGCCUUCUGCACUCGCGAGAAGCAGUGGUGCGAGUUUGCCGAGUCAGCGGAGACGGGCGAGAGUGUGCAGUUCUGCCAGGCUGCAGCACGAAGGUGGGGCAUGGUUGUGAUCAGCCCCAUCCUGGAGCGUGACUCCAGCCACAACGACACUGUUUGGAACACCGCGGUGGUGAUCGGCAACAACGGUAACAUUAUCGGAAAGCACCGCAAGAACCACAUUCCCCGCGUGGGCGACUUCAACGAGUCCACCUACUACAUGGAGGGGAACACGGGCCACCCGGUGUUCGAGACCGCCUUUGGACGCAUCGCAGUCAACAUCUGCUACGGCCGCCACAUCCCCAUGAACUGGCAGGCGUUCGGCAUGAACGGCGCCGAGCUGGUCUUCAACCCCGCUGCCACUGUGGGCGAGCUGUCGGAGCCGCUAUGGCCUGUGGAGGCGCGCAACGCCGCUAUCGCCAACAGCUACUUCGUGGCGGCAAUCAACCGGGUGGGCACUGAGGUGUUCCCGCGGGAGUUCACCUCGGGGGACGGAAAGCCGGCGCACAAGGAUUUCGGGCACUUCUACGGCAGCAGCUACGUGGCGGCCCCUGACGGCAGCCGCAGCCCCUCCCUGGCGCGACACAAGGACGGCUUGCUGGUGGCUGAUGUGGACCUCAACCUGUGCCGCCAGGUGAAGGACAAGUGGGGCUUCAACAUGACGUCACGCUACGAGAUGUACGCGGAGCUGUUCAACCGCUACGUGAAGCCCGACUACAAGCCGCAGGUCAUUCGGGACCCCUCGCUGUGAGGGGUCCGGGUGGGGCAUGGCCGCAUGGGAGGAGGGUAGCUCUCUAGCUGGAUGUAUAUUGCGUUUGGGCACGUGUACCAUGUUUUCAUAAAGGCAAGAGGAUGAAUUGGGUUUGCUCCUGCUUGGGAGUUAGGAGCAUGUCCUGCAGGUGUGAUAAAUGUGAGAACAGCCGUUCGUGAGUGUAUAUUACCGGUAUGUACGAGUAAUGCUGUGUGUGACGUACGUUAGGGCGAGGGAGACCGUGAACACAUGCGCUACUUCCCAAGGCCUUUGCAAAAGGAGGGGUACCUCGAGGAUGGGGCUUUCAAUUUUGACGGAUGGUUCCGGAUGCCACUCAAUCGAGAAAGUGAGGAUUUACAGG
Astrephomene gubernaculifera is the source of this 1642-nucleotide messenger RNA. The record is from the annotation of a GenBank genome assembly. Lineage: Eukaryota; Viridiplantae; Chlorophyta; Chlorophyceae; Chlamydomonadales; Astrephomenaceae.